AUGGAGUCGGUCAACUCCGAGGACUCGAGCGUGGACAGCCGGAGCAUCGUCGUCGAGGCGCCCGUGGCGCCCUUCGUCCAGCAGCUUUUUAAGAUGGUGAACACGGGCACGCUCAUCCAGUGGAGCGAGGACGGCGAGGCCAUCGAGGUGCCGGACCCGGGGCGCUUCGCGGCGGAGAUCUGCCCCCUCUACUUCCGCCACAAGAACUGGAACUCCUUCGCGCGCAUGAUGAACAUGUACCAGUUCACGAAGCUCAGCAACGAGGGCAAGUCGAAGCGCGCGCGGUUCUCGCACGCGCACUUCCGGCGCGGCGGCUACGACGUCCUGUGGAAGAUCACGCGCCAG
Messenger RNA from Aureococcus anophagefferens, 345 nucleotides. RefSeq lists its product as hypothetical. Gene Ontology annotation, biological process: regulation of DNA-templated transcription. The transcript has a single exon. The record is from RefSeq and is a predicted model, not a curated record. Gene Ontology annotation, molecular function: sequence-specific DNA binding; DNA-binding transcription factor activity. NCBI's taxonomy places the organism in Eukaryota, Pelagophyceae, Pelagomonadales, Pelagomonadaceae. The annotation marks the transcript as partial.